Molecule: messenger RNA, 1542 nt
Organism: Penicillium cinerascens
Lineage: Eukaryota; Fungi; Ascomycota; Eurotiomycetes; Eurotiales; Aspergillaceae
Product: OSTA/TMEM184 family protein
Exons: 6
Coding region: 1-1542 (513 amino acids)
Biological process (GO): transport
Molecular function (GO): transporter activity
Source: RefSeq, a predicted model, not a curated record
AUGGGCUGGACCGUGUGUAAUGCCACCGCGGAACACCAGACGAUCUCGGAGGUCGAUCUUUGGGAUGGCGGCAUUACCUUCCACUCCCUCAGUUUAAUCGUGGGCGGCGUAUGUGCUGUGCUUGCCUCCGCCGUGUCGAUGUUUCUGAUCAUGGGCCAUGCGACACACUACAGCAAGCCCAUCGAGCAGCGCCACAUCAUUCGCAUUCUAUUCAUGGUCCCCGUUUACUCCAUCGUCGCUUGGCUCAGUAUCCUCUUCUACAAUGAUUCCGUCUACUUUGAGGUGAUGGGUGACUGUUACGAAGCCUUCUGUAUCUCCGCCUUCUUCUCCCUUUUGUGCCACUACAUCGCCCCCGACUUGCAUAGCCAGAAGGAUUAUUUCCGUGGGAUUCAGCCCAAGGCGUGGCUCUGGCCGUUGAAUUGGUUCCAGAACUGGAAAUGUUGUUUCGGGCACCGCGGAGCGUGGAGAAACCCGCGCAGUGGGUUGACAUGGUUUAACGUUAUUUGGGCCGGAGUCUUCCAAUACUGCGUCAUGCGGGUUAUGAUGACCAUCGUCUCUGUCAUAACACAGGCUACAGGUUCCUACUGCGAAGAGUCGCUUAGCCCGGCAUUUGCGCAUAUUUGGGUCCUCGCCAUUGAGUCCGUCUGCGUCACAAUCGCUAUGUACUGCCUGAUCCAAUUCUACCACCAAAUUCACAAGGACAUCACGGAACACCGCCCUUUUACGAAGAUUCUAUCCAUCAAACUGGUUAUUUUCUUGUCUUUCUGGCAAUCGACCUUUAUCAACCUACUCAUCUCAAGUGGCGCAGUUCACGCUACCAAAAAGGUCGCCAUGCCAGAUCUGAAAUACGCCUUACCCGAAUUAAUGAUCAACAUCGAAAUGUUCAUCUUUUCUAUCCUGCACCUGUGGGCCUUCGCCUACAAGCCGUACAUCAUCGCCAAUGCCAAUCAAGGCGAGGUGACCGAUUUCUUCGGAAAUGGCAAAGCCACCUACGAAGGCGGCCGCUAUGGUUUCAGGGCUCUCGUCGAUGCCAUGAACCCUCUUGACCUGGUCAAGGCCAUCGGGCGUAGUGCACGCUGGCUCGCCGUUGGCCGCAAGCACCGUCUGGAGGACCCCAGCUACCUGCCACACCACGAAAGCAUUGGCCUGGAACCUCCGGAGGCUGGCAUCGAUAACAAUGGCACAGCAUAUGGAGGCGCCGGCACCGUGGUUGGUGGCCGAACGGGCCGUUACGGCGGCGACGAGGAAGGCGCGAUUCUUCUCAGCAACGCACAGUCUAACCCGGAGACAUCUCACAUGGGCACUUCUCCAUAUGCAUCUGACUUUGACAGCUAUAUGCAUGAGCACGAGAACUCUGACCGCUUCUAUAACAACAAUAAUGCCUCGUCCUACGACGAUCUUGACCACGGCAACCCAUACCUUGCUCAACAUGAUGCAGCACACCCCUACCCAGCAAACGGUCCUCUUCGCGAAGCAGUCCCCAUGCCAAUGCCAGAUCCGUACAGACCUCCUCCACCUUAUCCCGAUGAUCAUCACUCAUGA